AUGCAAUGUCUGGUUUGGCUACAAUGGCUAACCUUCUUGGCGGUGGCUGUGGUCGCUCAUUCGUCGUCGCUUGCUUAUUCCGCAACACCGCUUGACCUCUUGACACCUUUUGGUAACGACCCCGAUUGCCCAGAAUGCCCUCCUUGCUUCAAUUGCAUGCUACCUGGAUUCGAUUGCUUGCAUUUCGCCAACUGCACUGAGUCCACUGGCAAAUGCAGCUGCCCAGCAGGGUUUGGAGGCGACGAUUGCCGACAACCAUUAUGUGGAGGCUUGGCCGAUGGAAGAAACAGAACUCCAAGGGAAAAGGAUCAUUGCGAUUGUCCUGAAGGAUGGGAAGGCAUCAAUUGUAAUGUAUGUACAAUGGAUUCGGUUUGUGAUCCUCUGGUGCCUACCGGAAACAAUGGAACAUGCUAUCGUGGAGGUCUGACAGUGUUUGAGAACCAUCAAAUGUGUAAUGUUACAAAUCGGAAGAUCUUGGAACAGCUGAAGGGCCAAAUACCCCAAGUGACAUUCUCAUGUAACCGACAUCAGGAUACUUGCGAUUUUCAAUUUUGGGUGGAUGAGAUCGAGUCAUUUUAUUGCCAUUUGAACGAAUGCAGCUUUGAACAAGAAUUUGAUUAUGAUCAAAAUACAACAAACUACAAAUGCAACAAGAUCGAUUGCCGAUGUAUCAAGGAUGAGAUGCUCUGUGGAAAGAAUGGAAGCAUAGAUUUGACCGAUCUUCUCAAGGACGAAAUCAAGGGUCCAGCGAGCUUCAAGUGCACAAAUAAAGAGUGUGCGUUUUCAGAGCCAGCAAUGGAUGAUCUUAUCCUUGGCGUAUUUGGUGAUGAUUCGAUUUUCUUAAAUUGCAACUCUGGCGAAUGUUUACACUAUACAAUGGUCCCAGGAUUCAGUCGACCUGAGCGACCCAUCAAUUGGAUCAUGAUUGUUAGUGGUAUUGCCGGUGUAGCCGUGUUCCUCAUCCUUGUCGCAGUGAUGGUGGCCUAUCUUGCCAAGCAAUCAACACAAGCGAAUUCAUAUAUCCAAUUGGCCGAUGAUGAAGCGGGGAAGCUAUUGAGCGAGCACACGGCGACAAGUUUGAUCUUUGACAGCAUCUCGUACAAGGUGGGACCAUUGCAGAUAUUGAAUCGUAUCACUGGAAUGGUGCAUCCAGGUCAAGUGAUGGCUAUCAUGGGACCUUCUGGAUCAGGCAAAACGACAUUACUCGACAUUCUCGCCAAUCGGACAAAGACAGGCAACGUUUCAGGCGACGUUUAUGUGAAUGGCCACAACCUAUCACCAUCCGAGUAUCGAAAGCUUAUUGGCUAUGUCGAUCAAGAAGAUACCAUGAUCCCCACGUUAACCGUUUAUGAGACGAUCUUGUAUUCGGCACUACUUCGAUUGCCACGAUCCAUGAGCAAGGCUGCUAAGGAGUUCCGUGUACUUGAAGUGAUGCAGGAACUUGGAAUCGAUUCGAUCAAGGAUUCAAAGAUUGGUCAAGCGGAUGAUCGUUCCAUUAGCGGUGGCGAGAGACGUCGUGUAGCCAUUGCUUGUGAACUUGUGACAUCUCCUUCUAUUCUGUUUUUGGAUGAGCCUACCAGUGGAUUGGAUGCUUAUAAUGCUUACAACGUCGUUGAAUCGCUCGUGUCACUUGCAAGAGAUUACAAUCGUACCAUUGUAUUCACCAUUCAUCAGCCACGAUCCAACAUUGUCACGCUUUUCGAUGAAUUGGUGGUGCUCAGCAAAGGAUACACCAUUUAUUCAGGCCCACAAUUACGAGUGCAAUCAUAUUUCAGGAGCAUUGGAUAUCCUUGUCCUCCAGGUUUCAACAUUGCUGAUUAUCUUAUUGAUUUGACGAUGCAACCAAGCGAGCCACGAUUAGGAGGCGUUGAUGGCAACACACCUGGAUCGAGUAACAACAACAACAACAAUGUCUUUGAUGAUGAUUUGGAGAAUACCAGCGAGCAGUGGGAAUCUGAAUUAAAUGCUCGACAAGAACGAUUGAGACGAGAGCGUGCAGGAAAGAAACGAGUCCAAGGGGUUACAGAAGAGCCUGAUGUGGUCGUGGAUAAUGGAGAUCAGCAGCAACGAUCUUCGAUGGCAACGAGAGAGAACCAAAUGACUGAACAUUUGAAGCGAUUGGUCACAGCGUAUGAUCAAAGUAUGGUGGCCGUUACAGUGAGAGAUGACGUUGAGCGUAUUCUCUCUUCAACACAAGCUGCUCCGGAUGAGAUGGAAGAUGGGAUGGAGCGUCCUGUUAAGCCAGUGAACACACACGAGCGACCAGGGUGGAUUGCCCAAUUUCGAAUACUGGCAGAUCGCACAUUCAAGAACCUUUACCGAAACCCCAUGCUCAUGUUUGCUCAUUAUACUAUUGCUGUUGUGCUGGCCUUGAUAUGCGGCGGGCUGUUUUAUCAGGUCUCCAAUACAAUUGCUGGUUUUCAGAAUCGAAUGGGUCUUUUCUUUUUCUACGAAGCCCUUCUUGGAUUUAUGUGCUUGACAUCGCUUCAAGUCUUUUCAAGCGAACGUAUUCUUUUUGUACGAGAACGAGCCAAUGGUUACUAUUCGCCUGGUAUUUACUUUCUAUCAAAGGUUCUAUUUGAUAUCAUCCCAUUACGUGUGGUCCCUCCAUUGAUGAUGGGCCUGAUCUCGUAUUACAUGGUGGGCCUUGUGGAUGGUGUUGCCGAGUUUUUCAAAUUCCUGUUGGUGCUGGUAUUAUUCAACUUGACAGCAGCAGCAUUGUGCUUAGCUAUUGGUGUCGUGUUCAAGAAUCUUUCUAUGGCCAAUCUAUUAUGCUGCAUGGUGAUCCUGUUUUCAAUGCUCUUUGCAGGUUUAUUACUCAACAAAGAUUCCAUGUCGCCGUAUUUUGGUUGGCUCAAACACUUGUCGUUUUUCAAUUAUGCUCUGGAAGCGCUAUUGGUGAACGAAAUGCUGUAUUUGCAAUUGGUGGAGGAAAGAUUUGGAUUAAACAUUGAUGUACCUGGUGCAACAAUUCUCUCCACAUUUGGAUUCAAUGCAAGGAACUAUUGGCCUGAUGUGAUCAAGCUUGGAGUCAUGUUUUUGAGCUUCAUUCUUUUUGCCUUUGUAUGGCUCGUUACUUUUGUCAAGGAACGGAGAUAG
Lichtheimia ornata is the source of this 3099-nucleotide messenger RNA. RefSeq lists its product as uncharacterized. Bases 1 to 3099 code for a protein of 1032 amino acids. The record is from RefSeq and is a predicted model, not a curated record. Gene Ontology annotation, molecular function: ABC-type transporter activity; ATP hydrolysis activity; ATP binding. The transcript is spliced from 14 exons. Lineage: Eukaryota; Fungi; Mucoromycota; Mucoromycetes; Mucorales; Lichtheimiaceae. Gene Ontology annotation, cellular component: membrane.